ACACCCGCUCGUGCACUCUGCUAUAGUCGGCUGUAGACCGGUGAAGGGCUGCAAUACGGAACCGCUGCAGUACCGGGACCAAAACAAAAACCUCAAGUGAACCAAUGAGAGCUGAGACAUGAGGAAGUCAACAUAAGGGAGCUGCCACUGACCAGAGAGGAUUUACUUUCGCAUGAAACGUAGCAUUUUUGCCCUGUGCAUCACCCCGUUUCAUACUGGCUGCAUAUUGAAUCACUCUGAGACGUUUCCUGUGACAGUCUCUCUGUGCUUGGUAACAGUCUGGCAGACAAGAAGAAGACAUUACAGACAGACUGAGAGCCCAUGUGAACAGAUGAGUCACAUUUGAGUGAUGUAAGAGUGUUUGGGACAGAAUCUUCUAACAGAAUAUGGAGCUAAUUGGAGCAACAGAGAGGGAGAAAGUGUUUUUUUCCUGGCUUUUGAGCAUCGUACAUUCAAUUUGCAAAUGACAAAACACGUUACAAUCUCAAGCGGCGGGGAGGCAAUGACCUAAUUCAGAUUAAAUGACCUCAUACUGAUAAGUAGCCAGCUUCCACACUGGGUGAUGGAACAUAAUCACAAAUGGGCUCUAAUCAUUGAGGCUGGAGUGUGUGAGGUUACAUGAUAUUUGUGCGCGUGUGUGUCUUUAACUCAGAGGAGUGAGUUUUGAUGCUACAUGCAGCAAUGUUGCGGCGUGGACUUCUAGCCUGGGUGUCCCGUGUUGGAGGAGUGCUGGUGCUCCUUUGCUGCUCCCUGUCGCUCCUUUAUGUUAUGACCUGCAGUCCACCGCACUCUGACGACCCCCCACUGAGCCACGCACUGCCCCGUGCUGGACCCAACCACCCCAGCCUCGGAGGCACAGGGCCAGGGAUUGGAGCAGGAGCAGUUGGGACAGGAGGAAUCCGAUCUGGAGCUUCUCAAAGUGGAGGUCCACCUGGUGCUCAGUCUUAUCAAGUGCUUCUCCAAGAGCGCGAGGAGCAACACCGCCUCCACAUCUCCUCCUUGAAGAAGCAGAUUGCUCAGCUUAAGGAGGCUUUGCAAGAGCGAAGCCAGCAGUUGAAAGGAGUGCAGGAGAGCCUAAAGAGAGUUGCAGGAGGCCCUGCUGAAGGACAGGAAGCUGGGGCUGGAUUACAAGGAGGUGGUCUCGGGGAGGUGCAGGGAGCUAAGAGCCAGCAAACAGACCUCCAGGAGUUCAUGAGAAGCCAGCUGUCCAAGGCAGAGGUGACCGCUGGCACCAGGUUGCCAAGCGAAUAUGCAGUGGUGCCCUUUGAGAGUUUCACCCUUCAGAGGGUGUACCAGCUGGAGAUGGGACUUACAAGGCACCCCGAGGAGAAGCCAGUGAGGAAGGAUAAGAGGGAGGAGCUGGGGGAGGUGCUGGAGAUGGCGCUGCAUAGCCUCAACACUCCAUCAUCACAGCAAGACGGCAAGAGUGCGGCAGGAAAGACUCAAGCGAGCAAAGUGUACUCGCCAUCUGACUUUAUAGAAGGUAUCACCCGCACAGAGAGGGACAAAGGGACACUGUACGAGCUGACCUUCAGAGGGGAGUCCAGUCGUGAAUUCAGACGCCUUGUCCUCUUCCGCCCAUUUGGACCUCUGAUGAAAGUGAGAAAUGAGAGGGUGGACACCGUCAACAUCCCGAUCAACAUCAUCGUCCCGCUGUCCAGACGCACAGACAAGUUCAAACAGUUCAUGAACAACUUCAGGGAAGUGUGCGUGCGACAGGAUGGCCGGGUCCAUCUGACGGUGGUGUAUUUUGGGAAGGAGCAGAUGAGCGAAGUCCGCAGCACUCUGGAGAACACAUCCAGGGAGGUGAAUUUUAAGAACUACACUCUGCUGCAGUUGGAUGAGGAGUUUUCUCGGGGACGUGGUCUUGAUGUCGGGGCCCGGGCUUGGAAGGGAGGCAAUGUUUUGCUUUUUUUCUGCGACGUGGACAUAUACUUCACCGCUGACUUCCUCAACACCUGCAGACUCAACACACAGCCUGGUAAAAAGGUCUUCUACCCGGUCCUAUUCAGCCAGUACAACCCAACUCUGAUCUAUGGAAGUCCUGAACACAUCCCACCUGUGGAGCAACAGCUGGUGAUCAAGAAAGACACUGGGUUCUGGAGGGAUUUUGGUUUCGGCAUGACCUGCCAGUACCGGUCCGACUUCAUCAACAUAGGUGGAUUUGACAUUGACAUCAAAGGCUGGGGGGGCGAAGAUGUCCACCUGUACAGGAAGUACCUCCACAGCAACCUGCUGGUGGUCAGAGCACCAUCACGAGGCCUCUUCCACCUGUGGCACGAGAAACACUGCGCUGACGAGCUUCCACCAGACCAGUACCGCAUGUGCAUGCAGUCCAAGGCCAUGAACGAGGCCUCGCACGGGCAGCUGGGGAUGCUGUUCUUCAGGCAUGAGAUCGAGGCUCACCUCCGCAAACAGAAACAACAGCAAAACUCAAACCCAAAGAAGACAUGAAGACCCCAAUGACUGCUUCCUGUCAAAACAGUGCAGAUGAAUUUAACUCUGAUUUUGGAGGGUAUACACAUUUGCUGUCUUGCCAAGAGUUCGAUGAAGAAACCAGCAGCAGCAGUCUGAUCUCUAUACUGUGAAUAUAAAGCCAUAGCCAGCAAGCUAAUCACCUGGAGACUGGAAAAGGGGAAUCAGCUACACUGCUAUGUCAGUAAGGUAAAAAGUGCCCCCAGAGCCACCUCUAAAGCUUUCUAAUGAACAGUUUUAUGGUGUUUUUAGUUACCUUGAGGGGGAAGUGUAAAAACGGACUAAUUGUGGCUUUACAGGAGGCUUUGUGUGCUUAGGUCCUUGGCCCAGUUAGCUAUAUAGCUGCUGCUGGAAUACUGCAAGUGAAGGGGAAACAGCUAGCUUGACUCAGUGCAAAGCUGAAAUCCUCCUACCAGCUAGAGUUAUAACUUUUCUUCGCUUUUUAUGUAAAGAUGAAAAAAACAAGAUAUGAUGUUAUCAUUUUUGUGCUCUGAAGGUGCUGCAUGGCAGAUCAUUUUUACCCUUGUAGAGAGCCAGACUUUAGCUGUUUAUCUUUGUUUCUAAUCUCACUAACGCUGAGAUGCUAUCCAUCUUCUGGCUAUAGCUUUAUAUCACAAAUAAGGAUAAGGUUGGUAUUGCUGCACUCAUCUACUUCAUGGCAAGACAGCAAAAAGGCUGUCUUUUUCCAAAAUGUCAACUUCCUUCCUACCUUCCAUCCCUACUUCCUGUUCCUUUAAUUUAAUAAUGUGAAGGCUUUUUUUUUACUUUUCAAGGACUCAGAGAACUUUGUUGCUUUUUUGGAAGGACAACAUUAAAUUAUAAAAAAAAAAAAAAAAAAAAGAUUUCAUAGCCUGAGGAAUUCAUCUUUACAACUGCAGUGGACUCUCGACGGACAUUUAUCAACAGAUAUCCUGUCUGAAACAUCUUUCAAAUUCCUUGGCUACUGCAGCAAGGACUUUCUGGGAGAAACCAGAUAUUAUUAUUUCCUGAGUUUGAGCUUUGGAAUCUCUCCAAAACGUGUGCCUUCAGUAAACAAAACCCAAACGCUGUCUCCUCAGGGCGGCUGGUGAAAACCGAAUUAACCUACAGGAUUUUUAUUAUGUAGGAAAACAGGACCACCUAGUGGACUGAAAGUGAAUGAAGGACUCUUUUUAGAAGCCUGGAAUGGCCUUGUAGAACAUUUCUUAAAAUAAAUUAUUGAUUUAUCAUCUUUAUUCAUGUAUUAAUGUUUUAGUUGUUUUAAUUUAAUGUUUGUUUUAUCAAUGCCACCAAUUACAGGGACUGAUAGGUGAAGCAGCUGUCGCCUGGACAGUACUGUUUGUGUGUGUGUGUGUGUGUGUGUGUGUGUGUGUGUGUGUAUGGGCCUUUCACAUCUACAGUAUAAUCAAAUGAAGACGCUGUUUCAAACAAAACAUGCUAUGAGUGACAGAAUCAAUACUACGGAAGCCCUAAGUGGACAUGUAUUUAUAGAUUUUAUUCAUCCAUUUUGACCCAACAUUAGGAGAUCACAACUCAUACCCCCAGAGCUUCACAAAAUACACAAAGAAAUAGGCUUAAAUUACUUCUUUAAUGUGGGCAAUAGCACCAUGGCAUACAUGUAGUGGUCUGGCCUGUCACAGUCACCAGCCAAUUGUUUUGUUUACUAGAUUGCCAUGAGAAAACAAGUUUUUCUUUCUCAAAAUAAUGAGACAAAUUAAUUCAUAAUUACAGGAAAAUACCAACGUCAUAUCAACAGAAUGGGAAUGAAAAUUGAGAUGUUGAGUAAACAAAAGUUACUGGUAAUCGUAGGAAAGCAGAAAAAAAAUGUAUGAAAACAUGUCAGCUUAGGGGCUCUGUACGACCACCCUCCAAAGACUGUAGUGGCGUUAAGACAUAAGGAUUCAGUUUCCAGGCAAGAUUCCUCACUGAGAAACAUACAGAAAGGCUUUCAAUUUAUGUCUUAAGACUGGUUCUUUUACACUCAAAUAGAAUUUAUAACUACCGCCAUGGUAAUAAAUACAGUAGAGUACUCAGUCUCUGCAUACAGCAUCCAGAGUAACUGCAGUAUCUAUCAUCUAUCAAUUAAAUUGCCCCCACAGCUUUAAUAUUCAUGUAAACUAUAGAUUUUACAAUCCAAAGCCAGUGAAGACUCAUUCACAUUUUUAUUAACUUACAUACAGUAUGUGGUUUUAAGUUAGCUUAAUGGAACCAAGUGAAUUCAACAUCAUUGGUGGCUGCUACUGCUUAGCUAAGGUAUCUACUGUUAGCUAUAGCAGGAAGGCUUUUUUUAAAUUUAUUUUUUACUAGCUACUGCUUUAUUUUACAUAUAGUGGCAUAAAAAUGGUCAAUAGAAAUAGUAAAUUCACUGAUAACAGGUAGGGGAAAUGAAUAACAUUAAGUGACAGGCUAGCCUCUUAUCAGGUAGUGCUACUUUAGCUGUCUGAUCAGCUGUAAAUGGCAGUAAAACUACGGCAGCAACACAGUCAUAACUCCAUGCUGGGCUUUGACUUCAAGUUUUAAUUUGUAAAAUAUAACAACCUGUUUUCAGAAAAGAAAUUAACAUUUCUCACCACAGAGUCAGAUAAUGGUUACAACUCAAUAUUUGUAAGAAUUUAACCCUAUGGGCCUUGACUGUUUCUUGUAAGAGUUUGUAUUUAUUUUUAACAUGUUUUUUUUCUUCUUGAAAGCCUUUCACAUUUGAGGCAUAAGUAUUUAUGUACAAAAUUAAAGAUAAUCUUAUUUUUAAGAUGAAUAAUUCUCUAAAUUUUGACUAAAGAUGGUUUUCUGUAGUUGGAUCACUAAAGGUAACCAGUUUUGCUAAAUUAAAUUGUGUCGAAGACAGUAUUACUGUUUGGUGUCAUGGUAGACGAUGACUUAAUUAAAGUCAGAAUGAAACUAUCGUUUUUAACAUUUUAGUUUCUGUCAUUACAGGAUAAUGGACACGGAGUGAAAAAGUGAAGAUUAGUUGUGUUACUGUUCAGUCACAGAAACAGAAAUGAAAAGACGGUAAAUACGCCUCGAGGUUGCUUAAACUAAACAUUGCUCCAGCACUUCUGAAGUCCUAAGAGGCAUGACAAGCUGUAUUAGGGGUUGAUGACCAAAGAUGUGAAGGUGUAAGGAACUUUUUGAAUCUUGCUUUUAUGUUCUGCCAUUGAGACAUUCCUUUGUAAUAAUGCAUUUAAUUGUUUUCUUUGUGUUUCAAGUUACUUUUUUCUUCUUGUAAAUGAGUUGAAUAAACAUUUUGUGCAUUCUG
Molecule: messenger RNA, 5707 nt
Organism: Notolabrus celidotus (New Zealand spotty)
Lineage: Eukaryota; Metazoa; Chordata; Actinopteri; Labriformes; Labridae
Gene: csgalnact1a
Product: chondroitin sulfate N-acetylgalactosaminyltransferase 1a
Exons: 8
Coding region: 667-2454 (595 amino acids)
Cellular component (GO): Golgi cisterna membrane
Molecular function (GO): glucuronosyl-N-acetylgalactosaminyl-proteoglycan 4-beta-N-acetylgalactosaminyltransferase activity
Source: RefSeq, a predicted model, not a curated record